AUGUCUUACUUUGAGACAAUCACAGACAUUGCUGCCUUCGAGGGCCAGCGUAGCGCGGGGGCCAAGCACAUCAACCAGUGGAAGGACAUCCCGCACGGCAGCAAAUGGUCGGCCACCGAGCUCCGUGCGGCACGCCUCCUAGUCCGCAAGGGAACAAAUGAGUCAAACCACAUGUUACCCGCCCUUCGGAGUGGGUUUGAGAAGGGCAUGGAGGACGCUCGUAACCAGGAAAAGAUUCAGGACCUCUUAGAGGGGCUUGACUAUCUGGAUCCGGAUCUUACCUCGACAGAGGACUGUCACCGAUAUGGAACAGGUCUCAGGAACCUGUGGGCUGACCUAGCGCACUAUGGCGACAUUGAUGGGGUCGACAACCCCGGCUACGUCGUUCCGUCCUCCGUCUCUAAGCUCAACGCGGAACAAGCCACGGUCAGGAUCGCGUCAUCCUUCAUCCAGACCGUCGUGUGGUCUUGCCCGCCGCAACACGAUACGUACCGUGGUGUUAAACCCGCCCACUUGGUCGAUUUCUCGCAACUGCCCCUCGAACUGGCCGCGCGGACCGGCACCGGGGCAAAGAUGCGCGCUACCGCCGACAGCCAGCUAAUCUCGUAUAGACUCGGCGGAAACAACGUCUACAACCGCGACCACAUGCAUUGCCCGGCUCUCGAUGGGCUGCCGGUGGUGACGGACAGCAUCCUCGGCCAGCUAACGUGCGAGGCCCUGGCGCUGCGUCUCAGCCUGACGGCCCGAGCGGGCGAAGAUGAUCGGCCAGAUGAGGAUGUCUUUGUCAUCGCGGCUGCGGGAAAAUACAUGCGUUUCCUCCAAUUCAAAAUCUCGGACGCUUACGUCUCAGAGCUGGUUGCUGGCGACGGAGAGAGAGAGAUGACGAACUUUGUCGAGCUCUGGGCUACGCCGUAG
This is a messenger RNA of Chaetomium fimeti, 915 nucleotides long. RefSeq lists its product as uncharacterized. The record is from RefSeq and is a predicted model, not a curated record. Bases 1 to 915 code for a protein of 304 amino acids. The transcript has 3 exons. NCBI's taxonomy places the organism in Eukaryota, Fungi, Ascomycota, Sordariomycetes, Sordariales, Chaetomiaceae.